Messenger RNA from Girardinichthys multiradiatus, 2725 nucleotides. RefSeq lists its product as uncharacterized. Gene Ontology annotation, cellular component: cytoplasm. Lineage: Eukaryota; Metazoa; Chordata; Actinopteri; Cyprinodontiformes; Goodeidae. Bases 808 to 1779 code for a protein of 323 amino acids. The transcript is spliced from 7 exons. The record is from RefSeq and is a predicted model, not a curated record.
CUUAAUUGUGUUACUUUUUAAAAGUUAAAUGUUUAAUGAAUGCUGUUUGCUUGUGGAUUCAAAUGUGACUCAAAGGUCCAUUUUUGUUACCUUCUUUUCAAAAUGGGAAAGAUGAGAGAACAUAGAAUUCAAGUAAGGAAGAUGUACGCCGCUCUUAAUACAUCAGGAAACGGGUAAUUGCCUGAACUUACCAAUAUCUCAAAUGCUGUGAUAAAAAGUUGACAAGGUCGAACAAGGACUCUAGUUUAUUCUUCCAUCUAAUGCAGCGAGGAUGACUUUAAGGGAGUUAAACACUUAAGGCUUGUUACCAGGGGUAAAUGAUCAGGGUUAUGAUCAGGUUGACAUCCAGAUGUGAGCAAUGAGCUAGAAUCCUCAGUUUAGGCAUUUGUUUCUUAAAUUUUUCCAAUGUGUUUAAAAUGUGAUAACAGCUUCCUGAAUUGUGGUCUUCCUAUGAUUUGAGAAGCGUGUGUGUGUGUGUGUGUGUGUGUGUUUGUGUUUGUGUGAGAGAACGAGCCAGUGUCGGGAGGGAGGGAGAACCAUGGAAUGCUGUGAUGUCAUCAGCCCAGUCACACACACACACACACACAAAGACGAGGAGGACCCACUGGCUCACUGACUCUCUGCUCAGUUAGCACACUGUGCUCUGGAGCGACGGCUCUCUACAUCCCACUGCUAAAGAAGACAAGAAGCUCCAACAGCAUGAGACUAUAAACCUUCGCCAUAAAACAUCCACAUCCAGCUGCUGGUCCGCGAGACUGUCCCACUACUUCUAGUUGCAUUAAGUUACCAAACCACUCCACUGCCAAAAUGCUGCAGCAAAUUUUAAAAGACAUGUACAUCGACCCAGACGUUCUGGAAGCUCUGAACGAGGAGCAGAAAAAGACUCUUUUCCUGAAGAUGCGACAGGAGCAGGUACGACGCUGGAAAGAGUGGGAGGAGAAACUGGAGAGGGAAGGAGACAACGUAGAGUCCAAGCGGGCCACACCAAGAAAAGCCAACAGUAAGCGCGUGAGCUGGCUGCUUGGCCGAGAUGGAGACGUUUCAGUCCUUGUAAUCAGAGAAGUGGAUGAACUGACCUCCAAAUUAAUCAACUCUGCAUUUGGGGACAAGAAGUUACCGAGUAUUCUGAACAACAUCUACCACCAAACUAUCUUGAAGAGCCAAGUGAUCACACAGGAGGGGAAAAGUGAGUGCCAAAACGUCCCUUCGGAAACACAACCUGGAAUCUCCUUGGACCUAAAGGAGAAACGUGAGGAAACCAGCACUUUAUGCCCUCUGCCGCUCCAGGAGAAGGCACCCAGUCCAACUGAGGUGAAGUCUGUUUCCCAGCCCCCCAUGUGCUCUAGGUCUCCCAAGAGAAGCAACGGCAUUAUUGUGAGACCAGCUUCUGCAAACCCCACACCGGGCUGUAUCAACACGAGGCCUGGCCUCAAGUUGGCAGCUUUUACGCCAUCCUUUUCCUCCAGCAGCACUGUCCAAUUAGAAUCUGCAUCAGCAUCUACUGCUAAAGGUAGCCUGUGCUCCGAGGAGCCCCAGAAGUCCCAAGAUUCACAGGCUGGUAAAGAUAUCGGCACACUGGAAAAAUUUCAGAGGGCUGACUCAUCAAAGGCUGUGCAAUCAUUGACUGCAACAGCUUGCACAGGGCGCGGCCGGGUGGCUCAUCUGAUGAAAACCUUCAAUCUUGACACCCCGGCAAUGGCCUCAUCUCGUGGCCAUAAGCCACCCCUUCCCACAAAGCCUGACCACUUGCGUCUAACAACCACACCUACUGUCAGGUAAUCAAUGAAUAACAAUGGACACCCUCUCACCCGGGUCUAAGAGACCUUCUGCUUGCGGGAUAGGAUGAUGUAAGAAACCAAAUGUUUAGCCUCAGUCAGAGAAUGGAGAACUCUGUUGCUCUGUUCCCAAAGCCCAGAGAGGCAAAUGUUUAAUUGUAAAGAUUUAUUUUAAUAUCAGAUGCUACAGUACUGUAAAUGGUCUUUAUGGGAAAGAAAUUCCAAAACAUUUGAUUGUAUUUGUAUGUCAUGUUUUGUAAGUGACAAUUCUUUUACCUUUUGUUACAUUUUCAAAAGAUUUUUCAUGGAUGCUUUCCACUUUGUAUGAAGAGGAACAAUAUUUACAGUUAAUUUAAUUCACACAUUAUGCACAAAUUAUAUCACCUGUUGCAUAAUUUUAAGCAAUUAUAAGACAUUUUCAUUUGCUCCUGCACAUAUACACAAGGCUGUGUUAUUUUCCUCUUGGUUUCUCUUUGUUUGAACAAAAGAAAGGGCCUGGGCACUAUAGAGGGGUGAAAGCAGGUACAGAAGGGUCCUCCCUCAUCUUACUGUCUCCUCCCAGGGAAUAGUGUCGGCUUGUUUAUUUGUCACACUGCGAUGUACGUCUCCCUCUGCCACCUGGCAGGAGUCUCACUGCAACUUGUGGACCAAUGACAGUGCCAAACGCACACUCAUCUGUCACUCCCAGUGGAUCAAAUCCUGGCAAGUUAGACAGUUGCUGCCAAAUAAUCCAGCUCUGUGCUAUACUGUUCUUUUUGUCAUGCCUUUUUUUGAAAUAUGAUCGGAUGUUGUUUGUUUUUAUUUUUUAUCUUUUGUAUAUGGAGGCACAAUUUGUAAUGGGGAAAUUUGACGUUAGUACAAUGGUCUUUCUUAAAAUGAGGUAUGUCAUAAUAUCUGAUGUAAAGGUUGAAGGGUGCAGUUAAAGAAAGAAAUAAAAUGUUUAAAUCAUA